AUGUCAACACAGCAAGACAGCCCAGGUCCGGAGUGGCCAUCCUCGUCGAACUCGUCGGACAACGAAAAAGGCAAUGAUACCGACAUCUCACAACCCGACAUUGAAUCGCCCAACACGACACCACCAGCGGUUGAGUUCGAUAACCCCAAGGGAUGGAUAGCUGUAGCAGCCGCAGCAUGUUCUCUCUUCGUUUAUCUCGGGGUGAUCUACUCCUGGGGUAUCAUGCAAGUCAGACUUGUUGAAGUGACAGGAACAAACCUCACAACCUUGACAUUCGUCGGAUCACUCGCAACAUCGUUCAUGAUCUCGCUCAGUAUCCUCUCUGGCAUCGCUGUUCGAAAGCUCGGCUACCAGAAGACUGCUCUAGCCGGUGGUGUCCUGAUGGGUCUAGGUGAAUUCCUUGCAAGUUGGACAACAAAACAUGUUGGAGCUCUCUUUGUCUUCCACGGUGUGAUAUUUGGUAUUGGAGGUGGACUAUCCAUCUUUGCAUGCUCGACUGCUCCGCUCAGGUGGUUCAAGAGACAUCGCGGCCUGGCCAUGGGUAUCGUGUUCGGCGGAGGCAGCCUUGGCGCAGCUGUCAUGAGCAUUGCGACGAACCUUCUCGUGAGACAAGUCGAUGUCGCGUGGACUUUCCGCAUCCUAGGCUUCAUGCUCUGGGGAGUCUGUAUCCCGGCUUCAUACUUCAUCCAACAGCCUGAGGGGUCCAUGAGUGCUGGUCUGAAGCUUCAGUGGCAUCGUUUCCGGGAACCUCGGUUCCUCCUUAUUAUCGCCGGGACAGCUUUGUCAUGCUUCCCCUUAUUUAUCCCACCUUACUUCAUUCCCAUCUUCACCCGAUCCAUGGGUUACUCUAACCAGAUUGCCAUCAUCAUACUGGCGGCUUGGAACUUGGCUUCGACCGUUGGCCGGGUUCUAGGGGGGUACACUGCAGACCACUUGCUCGGCCCCUUGAAUAGCUUGAUUGUCUGCCUUCUCUUUAUUGGUCUCAGCUCACUCGUCGUGUGGCCAUUGGCGUCUUCGGUUGGAAUCUUCUCUGUCUUCCUCGUGUUCAACGGCAUUGGCUGUGGAGCUUUUUUCAGUCUGGUUCCUCCCAUGCUCGGUGCCACAAUGGGUCCGGAGAAUACUCUCGGCAUCCUACCUAUUGUUUGGACUACUUGGUUCUGUGGAUUCUUCUUCGGUACCCCUAUUGCUUCGGGAAUCUACUCGCUUGCAGACAGUACCGCUUUUGACCCAGACGGAGACACUAUGAAGCUCGAUAUCGCAAAGCUCACGGCUUUCCUAGCAGCCAAUUCCACAGGCACUGGUGUACUCAUUUGUCCUGGUGGCGGUUAUAGCCAUGUCUCUAUCGUCAAGGAAGGUUACAAUCCAGCUGCAUACCUCAAUAAGCUUGGUAUUGAUGCGUGGGUUCUCGAUUACACCACGACACUCAAUGCAACUGCACCUAUCUAUCCUAAACCCGAGAACGAAGUCUUCGCUGCUCUUAAGAGAAUACGCCAUGACAACCCCAAAAUAGAGAAGCUUGGUAUUUGGGGCUUCUCAGCGGGCGGUCACCUUGCAUCCACAACCCUCACUAACCCCAAGGCUGGUCUGGAUUUCGGCAUUCUCGCAUAUCCUGUAAUUACCUUGGAAGGAAACUAUACACACGCCGGCUCUCGCGACAAUUUGGUGGGGCCUAACGCAACGGCCGAGGAGCUGCACGAUCUAUCAGCGCAGAAUUUGGUCUCUGAUACAACGCCCCCGACAUUCUUGUUCCAUACCUUUGACGAUCAAGCUGUUCCAGUGCAAAACACUCUCAUGUUUGCUGAAGCUAUGGCAGGACAUAAGAGAAAAGCUCAGGUUUUGAUUUUACCAGAUGGCCCGCAUGGUCUCGGAUUGGCUCUUGAUGACCCUGUGCGCAGUUGGACAUCCGAAUUGACACGAUUUCUCACCUAUUCAAUCUAG
This is a messenger RNA of Fusarium subglutinans, 1938 nucleotides long. Its product is annotated as MCH2 (monocarboxylate permease). Bases 1 to 1938 code for a protein of 645 amino acids. Gene Ontology annotation, biological process: transmembrane transport; proteolysis. The record is from RefSeq and is a predicted model, not a curated record. The transcript has 6 exons. Gene Ontology annotation, molecular function: transmembrane transporter activity; serine-type peptidase activity. Gene Ontology annotation, cellular component: fungal-type vacuole membrane. NCBI's taxonomy places the organism in Eukaryota, Fungi, Ascomycota, Sordariomycetes, Hypocreales, Nectriaceae.